Fulmarus glacialis (Northern fulmar) is the source of this 385-nucleotide messenger RNA. RefSeq names its product gamma-sarcoglycan-like. Gene Ontology annotation, biological process: cardiac muscle tissue development; heart contraction. The transcript has 3 exons. NCBI's taxonomy places the organism in Eukaryota, Metazoa, Chordata, Aves, Procellariiformes, Procellariidae. Gene Ontology annotation, cellular component: sarcolemma; sarcoglycan complex. The annotation marks the transcript as partial. The record is from RefSeq and is a predicted model, not a curated record.
AUGGUACGUGAACAAUACACUACAACAACACCAGGCACUAGCCUAGAGAGACCGAAGAAUGAAUAUGUCUACAAAAUUGGAAUUUAUGGCUGGAGAAAGCGUUGCCUCUACCUGUUUGUUCUCCUCCUGCUUAUCAUCCUAGUUGUGAAUUUUUCUUUGACAAUUUGGAUUCUUAAAGUGAUGUGGUUUUCCCCAACUGGAAUGGGACACCUGCGUGUUACAAAAGAAGGCCUUCGUCUGGAAGGGGAAUCGGAAUUCUUAUUCCCUCUUUAUGCCAAAGAAAUCCAUUCUCGAGUGGACUCAUCACUGCUUCUCCAGUCUACUCACAAUGUGACAGUGAAUGCUCGCAAUUCAAACGGGGAAGUCACAGGCAGAUUAAAUGUGG